Messenger RNA from Aureococcus anophagefferens, 336 nucleotides. RefSeq lists its product as hypothetical. The transcript has 2 exons. Gene Ontology annotation, biological process: protein insertion into mitochondrial inner membrane. The record is from RefSeq and is a predicted model, not a curated record. Gene Ontology annotation, molecular function: transmembrane protein transporter activity. Gene Ontology annotation, cellular component: TIM22 mitochondrial import inner membrane insertion complex. NCBI's taxonomy places the organism in Eukaryota, Pelagophyceae, Pelagomonadales, Pelagomonadaceae. The annotation marks the transcript as partial.
AGCUGCGCCUUCAAGGCGGCGACGGGCGUCGUGCUCGGCGCGGGCGUCGGCGGCAUGAUGGGCCUCUUCUUCGGCAUCCUCGGCGCGGACCCGGCCGUGCGGAUCGCGUGGCGCGCGCUCGGCGACAAGGCGCUCUGGUACUGCAAGUCCUUCGCCGUCAUCACGGCGCUGUUCAGCGGCUGCGACUGCCUCUUCGAGAAGUUCCGGGGCAAGCACGACGUCGUCAACGGCGGGCUCAGCGGCUGCGCGACGGGCGCCGUCCUCGCGGCCAAGCAGGGGCCUCAGGCCGCGGGCAUCGGCUGCGCGGGCUUCGCCGCCUUCUCCGUCGCCAUCGAC